Molecule: messenger RNA, 900 nt
Organism: Paramecium tetraurelia
Lineage: Eukaryota; Ciliophora; Oligohymenophorea; Peniculida; Parameciidae
Exons: 5
Biological process (GO): transmembrane transport
Cellular component (GO): mitochondrial inner membrane
Source: RefSeq, a predicted model, not a curated record
AUGAGUAAUAAACAAAAAGACUAUUGGACUAGUUUUAUCUCAGGUGGUUGUGCUGGAGUUUGUGCCAAAACUGUCAUCUCUCCGUUCGAAAGAAUCAAAUUGCUAUAUUUGACCAGAUCGACCUAAUUCACUUAUAAAGCAGCUAUCCAAGAUGCAAUAUACGUGUAUCAACAUCAUGGUUUGAUCAACUUCUGGAGAGGCAACCAGGCCAAUGUAUUAAGAAUAUUUCCGCAAUCAGCCAUAAAUUUCUCAACCUUCGAUUACUUAAGAAGAAGAUUUGCUCCGGAUAGGGAGGAUAAGACAAUUAUGAGGAAAAUUAGAUUAUUUUUAUGCGGAUUAACUUCAGGCAUCGUUGCACAAAGUAUAGCCUAUCCGUUUGAUUUUUUACGAACAAGAUUGGCAAUGCAAAAAGAUGCUUUUCUUUACAAAAACAUAUACGAUGCAGCUUUGAAGAUUUAUAAAAUUGAAGGAUUCAUGUCCUUCUAUUCUGGAUUGCCUAUAGGAAUUAUAGGUGUAGGAAUCUAUCAUGGGAGUGGUUUCUUCUCAUUCACAUUGAUGAAGGAAUAUCUGCUUGAAUAAUACCCAUGGGUAGCCAAACACAAAAGCACAGAUUUCGCCAUAGGUGCAAGCGGAGCCAUUAUAGCUUAGGUUCUGGCCUAUCCCUUUGAUAUUGUCAAGAAGAGAAUGUAAGGAUAGAACGUGUUGUUCUAACAGGGAGAGAUUUAAGCAAUGACAUCCACAUGGAUGCAGAUAAAAACAAUUUAUAGAGUUGAGGGAAUCAUCAAAGGGUUUUAUAAAGGAGUAUCACUUAACUUCAUUAAGGCUCCGUUGUCAUCAGGCACCGCAUGGACAGUCAAAAACUCAGUCAACAGGCUACUUAACAAAAAUUAUGAUUUCUGA